Molecule: messenger RNA, 9761 nt
Organism: Nasonia vitripennis (jewel wasp)
Lineage: Eukaryota; Metazoa; Arthropoda; Insecta; Hymenoptera; Pteromalidae
Gene: Pu
Product: GTP cyclohydrolase 1
Exons: 6
Coding region: 5999-6781 (260 amino acids)
Biological process (GO): tetrahydrobiopterin biosynthetic process; tetrahydrofolate biosynthetic process
Cellular component (GO): cytoplasm
Molecular function (GO): GTP cyclohydrolase I activity; GTP binding; zinc ion binding
Source: RefSeq, a predicted model, not a curated record
GUGCGAUUUCAAUGGCUUGUACGACGGUAUUACGUCGUGAUUAUCGAUUUUCAAUACUCGAUCGAAAGCUCUCCCUCUCGCACUCUGCGGCUUAGCGGCGUAACGAAUAUACGAGAUAUUUUAUUACUCGUAUACGUCGACAAGUGGAAGAUCGUGUCGCUGAAUGAUUAAGUAGAUUAAGUCCCGGUAAGGCAAAGCGUAUAUAAAAAUCUCUGUGCGCUCGAGAGAGUAGAUCGGUUAAGGGUAAGGUAAGACACUACGGCGAGAAAGAUGCGAACGGAUUGGGUUACGCGUGUGAGGUGUACAGUUUUCGAUACUUGUUUACUCGUUACACUCUGUAUGAUUUAUCAGUUCAUCCCUGCUACAUGGCGUACGAAUUUUCAAUAAAAAUACAUCGAGCUUAUCCAGCAAUGCAAAAGUCAUACCGGUCAUAACGCAAAUCACGGAGGAUAAUCCCCUCUCGCCGUCGGCUUUGUCUACGACGACCCGCGACUUCGAAGCACUCGCACAAUAGCUCAAAACAAGCCUCGAAGACGUACUCGAUUAAUCGCAUCACUCACUUUCGAAACCUUCAUGACGCAAGCGCCGUCGUUGUUCCCUUCAAAUUUCACCCCAACAAAAACAAAACCACACGUCACACCCCAGUUGCGCUCUUCACAACUAACACACAAAAUACACGUAUAAAUUUCAAGCAUUAGGUUCGCAUAUCGCCGCUAAUUUUUCCUCCCAACCGCGAGAGCUCCAACCGCCUCUCUCGCGCGCAAAAGAUCGUUAUAGAAUAAGAGCAUCAGCGGCAAUGAAAGCCGAUAGAAACAAAUGAUAUUGAGUGUCGGCGAGAAGACACGUGAUACUCUCUUCUUCUUUCUCUAUAUACUUAUACUCGCGCCGAUCGAUCGAUGAGAUCGAAAUAGGAUCGGCGGCUCUUUCCGUGCUGGAUCUAGACACUCGUAUAGGCAACGCGAUGACCGUGCGAGAUUUUUGCCCGAUCGAGAGUUCGAACUUCUCUUUCUCUUCUCUUUACGAGCAGCGGGAUAUGCUUUUUUUGUGCGGAGAGUCCAAAGAAGGGGGGCGAGAUGAUCGAGUCAGCUCGUGCGCUCUUUUUUGCUGUCAACGGGUCGGCUGCGCUCUCUGGUCUUGUUUUCAGCGGAGCGGAAUCGUUUGGCGAAGAAAAAGUUUGGAUAUUUUCGAGCUUCAGAAAAGAUUCGAAUUCUCAUAGGAUUAAUCAAUAAUUAAUAGAGCGAUCGAGCCGAUUCGAAGCUUCUUUUUCUGAUAGCGACGAGACCAACGAUAAGUCGAGUCGUUAUAUUGUAAACAGAAGCUCUUUUAAACGCUUGUAUAAUCCUAAUAAAAUCUCCAUUAAAAUUGAAUACCAUCAGCACUAGAGACGCGUAACAAUAAAUUUGCAUACCAGACCGGACGAUUAAAAGCUCAUCGACGCCUCUUCCAUUCUCAUUACGGCUAUACGAGUACCGAAUACACUACACGCUCGAAAAGCGAUUUUUUUCCCCCUCAAGCCACCUAUGCACAACAAAAAUAUCUUACGUGCUGCAGCGUUACGUGCAUGCAUAAUAAUCAGGUAUGGCAACCGCACGCGUAAUUAUCAUGGCUCUUUGCACGCGCGCUCGCGACCUUUUGCACGCCUUGGAUUCGAUAAAUCAUUAUCGGAAUCAACUUUUUUCCCCGCAUAUUCUCUCCCUCUAUUCUGUAACGGCGAGUUUAUGUAAGUAGUCGCGAUACAUAUGUCGUGCAAUUAUACAUAUAUACGAGUGCGACACGUGUGUUAUUUUUGCCCUCGAGAAGAAUCCAUUAGCAUUUAUGUUUACGAAGACUCGGCGGGUAGGACAUGUAACGUAACGAGAGUCGCUUCGAUAUGCUUUGCUGAAAUUAUUAAUUCUCACGAAAAGCUUUGUCGCAAUGGUUCAAGCCCCCCCUGAAUCGGUAUCGCGCUCCGGAGUUUCGUCACUGCGCCGGAGGCAAACAAACCGCCGUCGAAAAAGUGUGUAAAAACAAGCUUGUCGAAUGUAUAGAGUAUAUAGCCGGAGAAAUGAUACUUCGAGAUGAGCAGUGUACGGAUGCAUCGAGAGAGGAGGAGUUAUCGGGGAUAUGUGUAGUGCCAUGGUUUCCCCUGAUAAGCUCAUAUUGUACGUAAAUAUUGAGAAACGUCUAUAGUGCUUGCACGCGACGAUCACAAUAUUUCGUUUCUUUAUCGUCCGCAAGCCUAUAUACAUUAGCGGGUUUUUUUUUUUUAACUGAUAAUUCCACGAGGAAAUUGAAUUAAAAUGGGCGGACGAUAUAGCUUCGGAUGUGUUGUAUUAUCGCGACUUUUUUGUACGGAUUAUAUAGAUAAGAGUAAUCCGAACGAAGUGUGCGAAUGGCGUCUCUUACGUCGUUAUAUAGAAGCUAAGUGUAUGUAGUAUAUAAAUACGACUAGAAUUCGUUUUGAAAGCGGCUAACUUUUGACGCGCAAGAUCAAAAUCUGUCGUGAUCUUUAUUUCACAAUUAUAUUCGGACGAGAAAAAGUCAGUAAAAGCGCGCGAGCCGCAAGGAAAAAGGCGUGUAUAAACGUGCGGCACUUCGAAUUGGGUCGCUCGCUCUUUAUACGCGCCUUUUUCCUUCUCUCACUGUGUCCGCUCUGCCCGUGCGUGUUUUUUCUCCCUCCUUUUCCACGACUUUUUUCCGAGCCGCGAAUCGAAAAAAUGAACUUGACAUUCUUCGAGAGCGAUUGCAGCUGUUCACGCGCGCUGCAAAUGUGACGGAACGCCAUCGUUCGAUUUUUUUUUUUUCUUAACUCGUGUACUGUCGAACCUGCCGAUCGAGUAAGCUGCCUUUUUUAAUAUUAAUCGGAUUAUAACAGCGUCGCGUCGAAAAGCUAAAUCCUUGCCUUGAAAGCCAGACCGCCGAAGCGUUCGAAAAUGCAAACUUUCCCGCGUUGAAAGCUCGACGAAGACAGAACUGUGAUUUUUUCUCUUUGCCCAGCUACUGUAAUUGCAAGGAUUAGCACGUAUACGAUUGAAGGACGCGCGCUUGUCUGUAUAAUCACGCUUCUCGGCUAUUUUUGCAUAUUUUAUAAACGCUUGCGAGGGAGAUCGACGCAGCUUUCCUACAGUUGCGCGGUUCAGUCGGACUUUCGACGUUUAAGUGGUAAAAGCUUCGCUCUGCUCUCCUGCGCCCUCGGUAUCCACGCACACUCAUUGUUGAGCAGGUGUCCGACGAGCUUUUCCACAUUUUCCCGUGAGUAUUUAUUCUACCGAUUAACGGUCCAGCCCACGUACCGAUUUUUUCCACUUCCGAUCGGUGUGUAUACGCCUACGCACAGUGAAAAUCGAGUGUAUGAAGGAAAAAAAGUAAAAGCGAUCGAGGCGAUGUGCGCUCGAGCGGACAGUUUCCAUUUUCAAUUUCCAGACCGCGAGCUCACGAAAGCGAGAACGUGCAGCGCGCGCUCGUGUUAUUGAUCUUUUGGGUAUAGACGAUCGUUGUGGAGCGGAUCGCUUAGUUUUUUUAGGUUACUCGCUAUAUAUAUAUACCUUCUGUUCUUAAUUAAUACAGAACUUUUUUGCUCGACCGCAAAUCGCCUACAAUUAUAAAGUCGAGAAAUUUUCAGAAACGAUCUUCCGCGAUCCAACGUACCAGGUAAACUCUUUUAUAAACUCGCGAUCCAGUUUUGAGAAAAUCGCGUCAGAAGGCGCAAUCUCCAAGCUUUCCAUCGAGUAUAUUCCACAAAUUACCCACCGACCUUUCCUCCACACGUCGAGUCGAUGACGCGGGCGAUUUCGAAGAUCUGCUUAUUCGCGUCGGUCAAUUACAUACUUAUGCGUCUGACUCACAUAUGUGUCGAGAUUCCGAAACCGAAAGGAAAAUCCUCGCGACGAGUUCAACGUUCCUCGCGACGCGUCUCUUCGUAUAAGUAGACAAAGUGUGGCAUUAUAUUGUGCAGCUGUGAGAAACGGUUGUUCGGAGCUCGAGUAAAAAGUGCACACUCUCGUUUUUUUCUCUCUUCAUAUUAUAUGCAUCGAAUCGUUUACGAGCAUAUCACCUUCGUUAUCACGGAUCUCCCUCGAAGCCGAAGACACAUGACGCAAAAAAAAAAGAAAACGUCUUUCAUUAAUCGUCCAUUAAUCAACUCCUGAUAAAUCAGCGCUCAAUACCUUCUUCCAAGAGCUAACCGGCGACGCGCAUCUCCAUAAAAUGUUUAACGAGCGAGUGUAAAACCCGUGAAACUCGACGCGAACUCCUUGAUCCUUUUUUAGAAUAACAAUGAGUACACGCGCGUGCAGUAUAUCCCCUAUAUCUGACGAAAUCCUCCGCUAGGCUUUCAUCAUAUAAUCGCGGCGGUGUAAUGUAAUCGAUAUCAUCCGCGAAAAUUCUCGCGGUCAGCCAUCAGACCGAUAGAUUCGCACUGAUGCAACUGGACGAAUUCAACGAUCACGCGUACACACCAGCACAAUAUCUGGGAUAUAGACUCCAAGGCUGAGAAAAAGCUCUCCCCAUGGAUCGGAGCAAAACGCGAUAACCUCGUCUUCUUUUCUUCGGACUAAGGCUUGCGCAAGUCGCGAGGAUUUUAUGUCGAUUGGCUGCAUUAUUCUCUUCGCGCUCAAUUAAUAGGAUCGGUGCAUCUCUCUGGCAGCGGCGACGCGGGUUAUUAGGUAACGUUUAUGGACUGAUGAAUUUGUUGUCCGUUGCGAUAUCUUGGAGAGCGCAGAGAGUCGUUGUAUAAGUGAGAAUAAAUUUUAUUAUUUUUUUCUGCCUCUUCUUCUUUGAGUGAAGUGUACAGUACUCGCGCGCGGGAUGUUACGUAUUGUGCGUGUAUGCCUGUUUUCAAAAUACUCAGAUAUUCCAGGUUUUUUUUUCUCCUUUUCUCUUUGGAACACGUGUAAUUAGCUGAUCAAAGCUCUUCCAAUGAUAUAGAGGCGAUAAGUAUGCGAUAGAGAGAGAGAGAGAGAGAGAGGAGUAUGAUAUUAAGGUUCUAUUACUCGGGAAUGUUGUCACCCGUUUUUCAGAUUCAAUGGAUACGCGUUUAUUUUGUAAUUAACGCUUUUCUUACGUGAGGUCUUCUACCUGCUAAUUUGCUGCGUACAUUGAUGCAACCUGAUCAUUCUUUUAUGUGAUAAAAGGACGUUUAGAUCUAUAUGUGCUAGAUUACGGGUUGUCUUGUAAGACAUCGCGGCGAUGGUAGUAGAAGAUUGGACAUUUUUAUUUCGGUCUAAUGUAAGUGUUAAUCGAAUAUAAGGAUCUUUUUAUCGGAUGGAUCGAGAAUAGAACGUUAAAGAAUCAGCAAUGAUAAUUAGCCGAGAAAUAUGGUAAUGAAAUGAUCGAGAAAAAAUGUAUCUGAAUCCUGGUAAAAUUUAGGUAUUACACAGAUCGAACUACACUUUCAAAAGCAUUUCACAUCGAUCCCCCUCGAAAAUGGCAAAAUCCAACCCUCGGUCCAAAUCCCGCAAUAUAUAACACCUAUACGUAUAAAUACACCCUUUCAGCAAAGCAUCGUUUCUUUUCUCCAGCGGCACCACUUCCUCCUCCCCCCGAUCGCAGCAUAGAUUUUUCGAGCCACCUCUCCGCGCGGAGCGCAUGCACGGAACAGGAGCGAGAGACAGAUACAUGCAUACACACAUAUAGUACAACACACGCCAGCUCCACCUCUACUAGGCGCGCUCGAGUCCAGCCUCUCUAGCCUCAGUCGCAGCGCGUCACUCCGGCGAGCGACAACGCGCUUGACCGCUCGCGUCUUUUUAAACUCUCGUCUCUCACUUGUAAACCUUUCGUUCUCCGCCCUCGACAGGUCUGUACUCUACUGCUGUUUUUUUGUUUUUUUUUUUUUUUCUAAAACCUCGCGUGUGUGUAGGUGGAAUCGUUUUUGAGAGAUAUCGUGUUCGUUUCCUUUAUACACCUGUACCUGAAUUUUUGGAAUUUUAAUUCGUUCGUAAAAAAACAAGAGGUUGCACGCCAGCAGAGCAAUAGAGGGUGUGUAUAGUACAAUAACAAUCGACAAGCUAUAUCGAAGAUGAACGGAGUAGUGCGAAACCAGGAGGAGAGCAAGAGCAGCUCGGAGUCGAAGAAGUCCUGUCCCUGUCCGUUGCGCAACGUCUCCUGGGGCGAAAACGCCGCGGCUGGAAGCGUCGACGAAGAGACUCCCAGAACACCCAGGACAUCCACUACGCCAGGUCACGAGAAGUGCACGUUCCAUCACGACAUGGAACUGGACCAUAGGCCACCGACCCGCGAGGCUCUGCUGCCCCAGAUGUCCCACAGUUACAAGCUCCUGUUGCAGGCGCUCGGCGAGAACACCGAGAGACAGGGUCUGCUCAAGACGCCCGAGAGGGCUGCCAAGGCUAUGCUGUUCUUCACCAAGGGCUACGAUCAGAGUCUCGAGGAUGUCUUGAACGACGCCAUAUUCGACGAGGAUCAUGACGAGAUGGUCCUCGUGAAGGACAUCGAGAUGUUUUCCAUGUGCGAGCACCACCUCGUGCCGUUCUACGGUAAGGUCUCCAUCGGCUACUUGCCCUGCAAGAAGAUCCUGGGACUGAGCAAACUUGCAAGAAUCGUCGAGAUAUACAGCAGACGAGUGCAGGUACAGGAACGUCUGACGAAGCAGAUCGCCGAGGCUGUGACCAAAGCUAUCGCGCCGGCUGGUGUUGCCGUGGUCGUCGAAGGAGUGCACAUGUGCAUGGUCAUGCGAGGCGUACAGAAGAUCAACAGCAAGACGAUCACCUCGACUAUGCUCGGCGUUUUCCGCGACGAUCCCAAGACCCGCGAGGAGUUCCUCAACCUCGUGCGUGCGAAGUAAAAGGUUUACUGAUUAUUGUGAGUAGAAUGCGAUGAAGAAUGAAUAGGGAACAACACGCGUGAAAGCUCCGGAGUAUGUGUGUGAAAGACGAGGCAAAUUAUUAACUGAUGAAGAAUCAUCAAAACUCUUGGCUGCUUUUUGACUCGAGACAAUACUGCCGAAUCCUUCGCUAUAAUUAUUAGUGGAAAUAGUUGACAUUACGUUUUAGGUUUUUCUUUGAAUCAACUUUUAAGAUUAAUUUUUCAAACUUUAUAUUAUAUUCGCGCAGAACAAAAGUUAAUUGGUGUAAAUAUAAAAAAAGAAGGACUCGAAAUCGGUCGGCGGCACAAAUUGUUUAGAAAUUGAAUUGAACAAAGGGAAGCAAUCGCAUUAGUUUAUAUUUUAGAUAAAUUUGAUUAUUUUCAAUGCUGCGUUUCGCUGAAAGUUGUGCCGCUGACGACACAAUAAUCCAAAUAAUUAUAUAUUAUAAAUAAAUGAUAUUUUUAUAAAAUUAAUUGUAUAAAAAAGAGUAUAUAGAAAAUACAUAGGGGAGUGUCGUUCAGCGCAAUCAACGCUAUCUGUCUGUUUUUAUCAGUAAUUAAUUUGGAUUGGUCGAUCGAUCGACUUUUGUUUUAUUUCAUAGUUACGCGCCAAGGAACAAAUAUUUUUUUAUUUUAUAACGUACAAAAUAUAACUAAAAUUUUUAUGGUAUUCCGUACUGCACGACUUUCCCCUAUUGUAUAAAAACACAGUUGUAUUGUGUGAGAGACAAUUCCUUCGCCAGGCGUUUCAGCCAUGCGUCUAGUGAAGAGAGAUUUAUGAUAUUUUAACAAUGCAUGUUAUGCAAAUUUUGAAAGAUAUAUAUAUAUAUAUAUAGUUGAACAAAAAAUCCAUAAGCAAAAUUUAAAAAAGUACAUGUUUAAACCAAUUGGCAUAUACAUGCAGAUUUAACAUGUAUUUAUUUAUAUAUGCUUCCAGAGUAAAUCUAAUAUAUUAAGUACACAAGCAAACAAAUUUCAUAAAAUAUACAAAUAUUACGUAACUUGCGUAUAUGUAUAUUAGAUGCCAAAUUGUAUGCUCGUUUCAACAACUCGAUUACGCCGGUUAAUUGCUUAUGUCGUAUAUUAUGACGUUUGAGACAUUGUGAAAAUUCUGGCGCCUAUUAUAUUACUUCUGAUUUCCAAAAUUAUCUAUUAUCGGUGAAUAGCGAUGAAUGAUUAGCCUCAUAAUUAUAUGAGACUGCGGUCUCAUUCGAACGAGAAAAUUGGUAUAGAAUAUGUACAUACAAUGAAAACAACAUUGUUUCACGUUGCAUAUUGAUGAAUAUAUACAAUGUGUAUAUGAAUAUAUGAAUGUAUACAAUGUGCGUAUAAAAAGUGAACUAUCGCUUUUAACGAGAAUUCAAUGUCUAUAUGCAACUCCUAUACUAAGAAGCAAAAUGUUAUAAACAGUGAGCAAAAAGAAAGGAUACAAAAACAGCUUUUGACGUCUGUUACUUAAUCUACAAUGUGAGCUCGAUUUAUACUCGAGUUUUUUUUUUUAUAAUAAAAACGAAAAAAGUAAACAGGUGAUAAAGUUUAGUGAAGGCUUCUGUUUGAAAGCGUACCAAAAUCAAGCGUAAGCGAGACUUAAUAUUUUAUGGCCUUUUGUAUACCUAUAGAUAUACAUUCAUAUAUAGAUUUAUAUUUGAUAUUGCUACAAUGACUUUACAACCAAUUUCCAUGUACUAAAGUAAUAUCUCUCAGUACCAAACUAUACGUAUACACGAUUUUUAAAAAAGCAGUCGUAAUUUGUAUAAAAGUUAAUCAACAAAAAAUUUACAGAAGGCCACAUUUUAUUAUUUAUUUCUCGUUGCGUACAUCGAAUGUCUUGGAGUAGCACUAUAAGCUCCAAUAAAGUGACGCGCGUUGCCCAACGCGUACCUACAUAGAAAAAAAGGAGACGAAGAAGAAAAAAAAGAAGCGAAAGGACGAAGGCGUUCUCGUCUGUGUGCGUUUACGCGAUCGAUUAUAAAGUGCGGCGAAACGCACAGUAAUUCAGCCACUUACUGUGCCUUGCCAAUGCACUAUGUAUUGCAUACGUUAUAUACGCACACAUUUCAAAUGAGAUUCAAAGUUGAUAGCUCUUUGUGAUUAAAGAUUAUGAUAUUUAAAAGCAUGAAAUGAUAUAAGAUUUUCGAUCAUUUUUUUGUAAUAUCAACUUUGAAAUCCACACUGAAAGUAGAAAAGAAUUGUUAGUUACAUUCCACUAUAUUGAAAUGUUUAAGAAAAUGACCAAUCGUGAAACUGUAGUAGCGAUUAUUGCGGACAUUUUUAUUCUUAUUUAACGUUGGAUCAUUGAAUGAAAACCACUAUUUUGAAUAUACUUAUAAAUUGAACGAUAAAGCUUAUUUUUCUGUCCAAUUUUGGAUUGGUUUUCUACUACGUUAUAUGCUUACAUAUUGUAUUUAAGGGAAUAUUGCAAUAACAGUAGUUUAGCAAUUUAAUUUAUUAUAACAUCGACCGUUUGUUCGGAACGUUGAUUUAUAAUAAUUAUUAAUUAUUAUUAUUACGCUCUCUAACAAUUGUACAUAGCAGAAAUGAAUCUCUUAAUAUGCAUUCUUUGUUCAGUAGGUAAUUGUUUUCUUUUAGUAUUCUUAGGUUUGUUAGUAAGCCGUUCGCAUUGUAUCGGUUUUUUUAUCGUCGUUUUGUUCAAUUUUCCUUUGAACGUGGAAAAAUUGUAAUGCCACGCGUUAAACCGAACGAUUUCGUGGGGACUUUAAGCGAUUACUUAUUCUGCCGUUAAUCUAUACUUUCUUUUUGUUUUUAAUAUUUACAACGACAAGAAUGUAUCCAGCGAUGAUAUAUCUAUGUGCAACUCUAUCGACAACCAUAUGCCUUCUUCACUAAAGAUUGCGUACGUGUUACUAGAUUGUUUUCGCACUGCACCCAAGGAUGUAAAAUUUCAAUGUUAAAAAUAUUUUUCUGAUAUAUUAUAUAGUUUUAUUAUAUUUUGAAAAAAA